Molecule: messenger RNA, 1267 nt
Organism: Bursaphelenchus xylophilus (pine wood nematode)
Lineage: Eukaryota; Metazoa; Nematoda; Chromadorea; Rhabditida; Aphelenchoididae
Source: the annotation of a GenBank genome assembly
AUGAACUACGGCCCUUCUCCAAACUCUCCUUUCUCUUGGGAUGCGGAUUUCUCCAAUAUUCUAUUUACCACAACCGCUGAAACCUAUCAGCACAUUCUUGACUGCAGCUGCAUUUUUCAUGUGACAACUUUUGCCCUUGGAAUACUGCUUUCGGUCCUUUUAUUCUACUUGAUCUUAAAAAAGACGGGGAAAAUGCUCAAAAACUAUCGGAUGAUGCUGAUUUAUAACUGCUUUGUGGACACACAGUUCUGUCUUUCGGCAUAUGCUUGUCAGUUUGUAAGUACAUAUAUCACUGCCCUUCAAAGAAAACUUGAUUUUAGUCCAUAAAAACGAUUGACAACUUGAUUAUCGCCUCAUUGGAAGGGCCUGGAAAGUAUUUGAACUUUGAUUGGCAAGUCGUUGUGAAUGCGUCAUUUGCAUUCAGUUUGAGUGUGGUUGUAACCAGUCUCCCUGCCAAUUAUUAUUACCGAUAUAGCUGUAUCAAACAGUAAGCACAAGACUGAACUUUUCUUUCUUUGAAAACAGUAACUUUAUUUUCUGUUUUAGCAAUCGACCUCUUACCGGCAGUCGAUUAUUUCUUUUGUAUUCUGGCGCUUAUAUUGCAGCAAUGCCGGUGACAUUCGGCUCAGGGAUUUCGUUUCACGAGGAUGGAAAAUCAAGGCCUGGAUUUAACUUUGGAAUGCUUUGGUAUGAAGUCAAACCCGUACCGUCGCUCAUGAUCAUAGAUUUUGUAAGACUUGAGGAGUUUUGAAGCGCUGAAACGUUAGAUAGAAAAACCUUAUGCAUUUAUAAACAUGUAUAUAUAGAAGUUCUUUUCCAGCGGCGACCGAUCACCAAAUCGUUCAUCAUCUACACCUUCCUUUGCUUUGGCCUUUCGUAUUUUUUAUCCGUCUUCUUUGCAAUAAAAACGAUGACAAUUAUCCGCAGCCAGCAGAGUCGUUACAGCAGCAAGGCCGUUCAGUUGCAAAAACAGCUUUCAACCGCUAUGUUCUUGCAGGUACCCGGAAUAUUUCAAACGAAAUGUAAUUUUAAGGCAGCUCUUCCAAUGUUUAUAUCCGUGGGUCCCUCUACCGUCACUAUCAUUCAAAUGGUAUUUGACCUGGAUUGGGACAUCCUGACACUCGUGAUGUUCAACUUAUACGCUCUGAUCCCGGUGCUGAAUUCGUUGAGUACGAUCAUGGUGAUUAGGCCGUUCAGAGAGGAGAUCAUAGGGAAGAUUCUGAGGAAAAACACGACCUUUUCAAUGACGGGUUCGAACACUAUGUAA